Messenger RNA from Drosophila gunungcola (fruit fly), 2999 nucleotides. RefSeq lists its product as uncharacterized. Lineage: Eukaryota; Metazoa; Arthropoda; Insecta; Diptera; Drosophilidae. The transcript has 5 exons. The coding region runs from base 367 to 2478 and encodes 703 amino acids. The record is from RefSeq and is a predicted model, not a curated record.
UUGGCCAACACGCGAGCUAGCGAUUUAAGCCGCCAACUGUAAAAUCGCGAGCGAUUCCGUCGCGUUAACUGUAUCACAACAAUAACAACAACAAUAACUAACAAACAAAAGCAACAUCCGAAUGCAUUAAUCAAAUAUCCGUGAAAAGUGUUUAUAAAUUUGUUUGUUUUAAGUUUUUUUCAUUUUGUUUUGGUUUGCCGCUUUUGUUAGCGUUGGCUGGCCCGCCACACGAAUCGAAUUUUAAUUGAGUGACAGAAGGAAACCGAAUUAAAUCGAAAAAAGUGAACACACAAAACAAAUUAUAUAUUUACGUAUAUGUAUGGUAUACAUAUAUUGGUUUGAAUAAAUAAAGCAGCAACUGUAAUAAUGCCUCUCAUACGGGUACUAUCCGCAAUCGCCUGCUGCUGCCUUUUUGCGACCUGUGGCGGCGAAGAGAUCGAGGCGGUGUCCUCCAAGGUCGCGGACAAGGUCGAGGCCGUAGCCACCACCAAGCUGACCCCCAGCAUCGAAGAGGAUGCCAAGAGCAAGACGGAGAAGCGUGACUCAUCGGAUCAGACAGGUACCCCGUACUUCGGCCUCUCGAGCAAAGAGCCGCCGUUCCGACCGAUUUAUCCGCCCAGCAGCCGCUUCGAGUCGGAGCCACCGACGCAAAUCUUCGGGCCCACCACACUGCGCUACACAGCUGCGGAGGCAGCUCCACCACAGGCCUUCCACGGACAGAAGGGGCCGCAGCACCACCGCUUCAGCUUUGCAGUGCCACCGCAAGUGGAGCCCUUUCAGCGGCAAGCCGCCUACAAGCCCGUUGCCACCCCUCCACAGCCACAGCCACAGCCACAGCCACAGGCGCAGGCGAUUUUCAAUUACGGCGAGCUUGAGCCGGCAGCACCACUGGGCCACCUGGGCCGCUUGGGCCACCUGCACCACAGCCAAGGCCAGCAGGGUGGCAAGUACCUGCAGCAGCCGCCACAGAAGCUGCAGCAGCGCAUCCAGUACAUCAUUGCCAUUCCGCUCUCGUACAUGCGCCAGUUGCAGCAGCAACAGCAGUUGCAACAGCAGCACCAACAGCAGCAGCAUCAACUGCUCUUGGCCCCGCUACCCACUGGCAGCAGUAGCAGUAGCAGUAGCAGCACCAGCAGCACUGCCCCGCCAUCGCCAUCGCCUUCUUCGCCCCCGCAUCCCACGCCCACGGGCAGACAUCCGCUGGGGCAGCUGCUGGGUCCGCUGGCACGCGACCACCAGGGCCAGUACAGACCCUACUACCAGUCGGAUGCCGUUAGUGCACCGCUCGCGGGACCCACAGCGCCGCUGAUCCACCAGCCCUACCUGCAGAUACCCACCAGUCUGCUGAUGGCCGCCGCCCAGCAACUGCACCAGCACCAUCACCACCACCAGCAGCAGCAGCAGCAGCAACAGCAGCAGCAGGUUAUGUACGCCAAGGUCGCUGCCCCUGCGCCACCACCCACCUACCAGCCCGCCCAGCUCUUCUAUCAGCCAGCGCCCCCAUCAUCCCCGGCGCACCACCAUCCGCAGCAGCCGCAAAUUCAACUGCAGCUACAGCGGAUCUUCCUGCAGCCACCGCAGCCACAGCAGUCCACCAUCUACGCCGAACAGCCAGGACCACUAUAUGCUUAUCCGCUGCAGCAGCAACUCCAGCAGCAAUACCCGAAGCCGCAUCAGCAGCAGCAGCAGCAGCAGACCCUCAAACAUUCAGAGCAGCAACAGCAGCAACACAAAUACACGCCAGCAGCGCCAACGUCGCCGACAGCAUUGACAACAACAUCGACAACGAGCACGGCAGCAACAUCAGAGGCGGCAGCAGCAGCAACAGCAACGGCGGCGGCAACAGCAACACGGCAGCAACACUUGCCCGUGGUGCACUACAACCCCAUAUACGUGCAAGCACCCGCCGAGCAGCAACAUCAGCAGCAGCAGCAGCAGCAGCAGCAGCAGCAGCAACAUCAAUUUGCCAUAUUGCCACGUUUCAGCAAUAACAACCCAAAGGCCGUCUACAACAUGGCCCACGAAUCAGCGGGGCCCCUUCACGUGGUCAGAUUGUCGGCGGCAAAUGGACCGCCGAUCCAUCACUACCACCAUUACCAGCCGGCGUCCGUGCUGCAGCCGCUCUACAGCCACGCCCCGCAGCAGUAUGUAUCGCCCUACGAGGAGGGGCCCAAGUCGCUGGCUUCAGUUUCCGGUUCCGGUUCCGAUUCCGUCUCCGCUUCGCCAUCUGUGAUGAACGCGGCCUCGCCGGCCAUUAUACCAUACUUCAGCCAUCCGGGCGCCGUGCAUUAUGGCACGCAUUUGUAUCACCCGGGAGCAGCAAUAGCAACAGCACUGGGUGCACCAGCACCAGCAACGGCAACAGGAGCAGGCGCAGCAGCAGCAGGACCAAGAGCAGCAGGGCCAAAGCAACAGUCGACCGCAACAAGUGGGGGGCAGCUGUCAGGUGACGGCAACAAUAUUGUGAAAUAUCCCUAAAGCGUUCAAAGCAACAAUGACAGCAACUGCAGCAGCAACAGCAGCAACAGCAGAAACAUCAUCACCUAUAGCUAGGAUGACUUCGCUUUAAGCACGAUUUCGCCACCAGACCAUACCCAAAUUCAUACUUCUUUAAACCUUUGUUUGGAUUUCCCAUUUGCUAUCCGCUGGUGCUGCUCCUGUUUUUCGGUACGCUAAUUACGUAUUUUACUCAAUUUCGAACCCCUUUUAUGCUCCUGCUCUUUGUUGUUAUGCAAAUCUGGUGCCUUGCCUUCAAGUUUGCUUUUCCAACUUUUAAUGAGUUUGCCGGCACUCCGGCGCUCAUUCGGUUUUUGUGUAAAUAUUUAAGAAAUUUUCCAAUAGACUCGCCAAAUAAACAUUUGCCUAAGCCUACAUAUGUAUAUGUUUCCACUGUUUAAGUCGUAGAACUCGUUUGUAUUUGUAUUUUAAUGUUACGUUUACAUAUAUGAAUUUCAUUUUUUUUGUUGGUACACUUAAUAAAGAUAUACUCAUCUCACAUA